AUGAGAAGAAUGAAAAGUCGACAGCUAUCAUCAAAAAGUAGCGAUAGUGGCAGUUACGGAAGACGAACACGAAGCAAAAGUCGAGAUCGACGUAGCAGCAGAAGCAGAAGUAGAGAAGAUCGACGUAGUAGCAGGAGUAGAAGUAGAGGUCGACGUAGUAGUAGAAGCGUAAGUCGAGGUCGACGCUAUAGCAGGAGUAAAAGUCAAGAUCGACGUUAUAGCAGGAGUAGAAGUAGAGAUCGACGUAGUAAUCGAAGUCGAAGUCAUGGAAGACGUAGAAGUAAAAGUAGUGGCAAGCGGCAUAGUCGAGAAAGGAGUCAAAGUUAUCUUUGGCAUAAUCGUGAUCGAAGCAAAAGCAGAAGCAGUGAAAGAAUUGGAAAAGAUAAGCAUGAUAAGCGGAGCACGAAGCACCGACAUUCAAAGCAAUGCAGCAAAACUAGCCAAGAAAAAAUGAAGAAUACAGUGAAGGAAAUAGAAGUGAUGAAGUCACGAAUGCGUUCAGCUCUUGAAUCUGCUCAAACAAAAAUGGGUAGUGUCGUUGAAGCAAGAGGUUUAUUGAGUGAUUCAUAUUCAAGUAUGGAUUUGACAGUCAUGGAGACGAUAGCACGACAUCGUGAUAUUGAACGUAUCGAAGAAGAAGGUUUUCAUCAGUCAUCAUUUAUUUCUUCUUCUGGAGGAGCUGGUGGACGAGUGAGGAAAGAGGAUGCAACAGAUCGUACAGCAAUGGUAACUAAGAAAGAAGAUGAACAUGAUAAAGCGAUGUUUGGACCAAAAUGGCGAGAUGCCGAGAAAAGAUAUAGUGAUGAGAAAAAAGAAGCAGUUGGUGAUGUUGAAGUCGAUAAGGAAAUACCGCUUGCCAAUGCACGGUUUUUCGAAGAUCAAAUUGUACGUGAAGAGCGCUGGUUAAAGAUAUAUCGCGAAAGGCGAGCAAAACUGUUGGGUUUGUAA
Brugia malayi is the source of this 948-nucleotide messenger RNA. RefSeq lists its product as uncharacterized. The transcript has 5 exons. The coding region runs from base 1 to 948 and encodes 315 amino acids. Lineage: Eukaryota; Metazoa; Nematoda; Chromadorea; Rhabditida; Onchocercidae. The record is from RefSeq and is a predicted model, not a curated record.